CCUACUUCUUUAGUGGCUGCUUCAGAAACUGCAUUAGAAGAAAUAUCUAGAGGGCAUCGUUCAAAUGCUCGACUUAUCAUUAUAUUAAUAACUGAUGGACAUAGUCAAGAUGAAUGGUCAAAGGUUCAAAUAGCCUCACAAAAGCUUAGAAAUACAACUAAUGAAUUUUUCUGAUAAUUUUGCACAAAAUGAAUUACUAGAAUAUAUAAAGAACCCAAAAAGAAUUUAUACAGAUCGUGGAAGUGAUGAACUUUUUUUAAAAGAAGUUGGGCAAUCAGUUGUUGGUUGUCAUGGACGUGAAGAGGAAUCUCUAACUGAAAUCAAUACAGACAAUAAUUUAAUAAAGCCAGCUAAAGCACUUGCUGGAAUUGUUCAGAAAACAAAAAUUCUAGAAUUAAAUGAAGAAGAAAAUGAUGAUAGAUUUGAAAGGGAUGAAGAAAUAAUAAUUUUGGAUGCUUCUUCUUCAAGAGAAAGUGUAUUUGAACAUCAACGGGAAUUAGCCCUUUCAUUAAUUGAAAAACUUCCAAUAAGUGUAGAUGAUACACAUGUUGCUAUUGGAAUAAAUAGUUUUACUAAUGUCCCUGUUUUGAGACAAACAUUGGGAUUGGGACGUGAAAGAAAGGCAAAAAAACUUUUUUUCUAA
This is a messenger RNA of Meloidogyne enterolobii, 643 nucleotides long. Lineage: Eukaryota; Metazoa; Nematoda; Chromadorea; Rhabditida; Meloidogynidae. The record is from the annotation of a GenBank genome assembly.